CCAAGGCUGGCCGAGACUUUGAUUGCAUGCUGCCGGUCUGUGAAUUGCUUCUCUCCUCCCUCUUGUUCUUUCUGCACUGGCCUCGAGGCACCACUCACUGUACGGUCGCUUGGGGCGUUAUCAAGCUGCCAACCAUUGAGAGCAGCAGCAGGGGCAUUCGUUUUCUGGGAGCCUGCCGCCUGCUCGUGCGACAACCACACUGCGGUGUGACAGCACCUCCACUCAACCCGUCUUGGGUGCCAUUAUCCACGGCUUGGCCAUCCAGCUCAGAACGUCGUUCUCCUUGCCACUCCUGUCAAUUCCGCCAGCAACAUCACACACCUCUUUCAACUGACCACGAGUCACCAUGGAUCCCAACGUCGACUACAAACUAGAAAAACGACACCGAUCUCGGACAGCGCCGUUCGCCUCGUCGACAAACUCCGCGGCCACAGCUGGGUUUCGCGUCCGCCGCAAGACCCCAUCGUGCUUGUCUUGCUGCUCGUUCUGCAUCGGCUGCUUCGCCGGCCGCUCCCGCAAAUGCAUCCUCUCCUUCGUCGCAGUCCUCACCAUAGUCUGGUUGGCUCUCAGCACCGGAAGCUACGUCGCCUGGGAUAAAUACACGCAGGCUCCACCAGACGGGCUCUCACCCCCAUGGUACCCGACUCCAAAGGGCGGCACAGCCAAGACGUGGGCAGAGAGCUACAAGAAGGCUAGCGCUCUCGUAGCGAAGAUGACGCUGCCGGAGAAGGUCAACAUCACGACAGGCACAGGUUGGCAGAUGGGUCCCGCCGUGGGGAACACGGGCCCGGCCACGAACGUCGGGUUCCCCUCCCUGGCGCUCCAGGACGGACCGCUGGGCAUAAGAUUUGCGGACAACUCGACCGCAUUCCCUGCGGGCGUGACCGUCGGCGCAACAUGGAGCAAGGACCUUAUGUAUCAGUGGGGCAAUGCCCACGCGAUAGAGGCGCGCAAGAAGGGCAUCAACGCGAUCCUCGGGCCCUGCAUUGGCCCCUUGGGCCGCAUGCCUGCGGGUGGGCGCAACUGGGAGGGCUUCGGCGCGGAUCCGUACCUGCAGGGCAUCGCCGCGGCGCAGUCGAUCAAGGGCAUGCAGGACGAGGGCGUGAUGGCGACGAUCAAGCACCUCGUCGCCAAUGAGCAGGAGCACUUCCGCCAGUCGUGGGAGUGGGGCCUGCCCAACGCCAUCUCGAGCAACGUCGACGACCGCACCAUGCACGAGCUGUACAUGUGGCCCUUUGGCGACGCCGUCAAGGCCGGCGUGGCGAGCGUCAUGUGCAGCUACAACCAGAUCAACAACUCGUACGCAUGCGGCAACUCGAAGCUGCUCAACGGCCUGCUGCGCGACGAGUUGGGCUUCCAGGGCUUCGUCAUGUCGGAUUGGCUUGCGCAAAGAAGCGGUGUCGGGACCGCGCUCGCGGGUCUAGACAUGACGAUGCCUGGCGAUGGGUUGUUCUGGGCGCAGGGCAAGUCGCUGUGGGGUGCGGAGUUGACGCGCUCUGUGCUCAACGGGUCUGUGCCGGUCGCUCGGCUGAACGAUAUGGUUACCAGGAUCGUGGCUGCGUGGUACCAGUUUGGCCAGGACGACGAGACCAGGUUCGAUCCCAAGGGGCCAAACUUCUCUUCGUGGACAGACGAGGAGUAUGGCGUCGAAGCGCCCGGUAGUCCCACCGACCAGGAGAAGGUCAAGGUCAACCAUUAUGUCAAUGUUAUGGAGGAUCACGCUUCCGUCGCACGAGCUGUUGCCGCAGAGGGUACCGUGCUGCUGAAGAACGACGGUCUUCUGCCAAUUACGAGGGACGGCAAGAUAGGCCCCAAGAAGAGCGAUGUGCGCAAGGACGGCAAGCCGCUGAGAGUUGCCAUCUUUGGCGAAGAUGCCGGACCUGGGGAUGGGCCGAAUGCAUGCCCCGACCGUGACUGCAACCAGGGCACGCUGGCCAGCGGCUGGGGCUCAGGAGCAGUCGACUUCCCUUACCUCGUGACGCCCCUCGAGGCGCUCAGCAAAGGUUGGGAGGCGAGCAACGGCGCCGUCAACGUCAGCUCGUACCUGACCAACAGCCCACCUUUCUCGAAGCAGCACGAGAUCCUUGCCGACGCCGACGUCUGUAUUGUUUUCGCCAAUGCCGACUCGGGCGAGGGUUACCGCGCGUGGGACUCGGUCAAGGGUGACCGCCCGGACCUGAUGCUGCAAAAAGGCGGCGACGACCUGAUUAUUGGCGUGGCAAGCGGAUGCGGCGGUGGGACUGGCGAUGUGCUCGUCGUGAUCCACACCGUCGGGCCUGUAGUCAUGGAGAACUGGAUCGAUCUGCCCAACGUGAAAGCGGUCCUCGUCGCGAACCUGCCUGGCCAGGAGAGCGGCAACGCCUUGGCCGACGUCAUCUUCGGCGACGUCAGCCCGAGCGGCCACUUGCCCUGGACCAUCGGCAAGUCUCUCGACGACUACGGCGAGGGCGCGCGCAUCCUGUACACGCCCAACGAAGUCGUGCCGCAGCAGGACUUCAAAGAAGGACUGUACGUGGACUACCGGCACUUUGACAAGUACGAGAUUGCGCCGCGGUUCGAGUUUGGCUUCGGCCUGAGCUACACCUCCUUUGAGCUCUCAGAUCUCAAGAUCGCCAGCGCCAAGGGCGACAAGAAGGUCGCUCUUCCCGCUCCGAGACAGAAGGACUUUGCCCAUCCUCCCCAGUAUUCGGACAAGAUCCCCGACCCGAAAGAGGCGCUCUUCCCCGAGGGCUUCAGGAAGCUGAAGAAGUUUGUCUACCCGUACCUCAGCUCCGUCGACGAAUUCAUCCCCAUCGAGGACGGGGGCAAGCUGAACACAGCCCUCGAGCAGAAGAAGUAUCCCUACCCCGUGGGCUACGAUGUGGUCCAGCCACCCAGCGGUGCUGGUGGCGACGAGGGCGGCAACCCUGACCUCUGGGCGACAUAUGUCACUGUCGAUGUUGCCAUCAAGAACACCGGUGCGGUCAAAGCCAAGGCGGUGCCGCAGGUCUACAUCUCGUAUCCGGGGUCGAGGACUGCCGCGGCCUCGGCUGCGGCUGGGGAGAGGCAGGAGGAGGGGACUAGCAGUGCUGCAGCUGCUGCUGCUGCUGGGAAGGAUGAGAUUGACUUCCCCGUCCGUGUGCUGCGCGGGUUUGAGAAGAUUGAGCUCGACGCCGGGGAGAGCCAGAAUGUCCAGUUCAACCUGACGCGGCGGGAUCUGAGCUACUGGGACGUCGUGAGGCAGAACUGGGUCAUUGUAGAGGAGGGACAGUACGAGGUCAGUGUUGGGUUCAGCUCGCGGGACUUGAGGGUCAAGGGCAAGUGGUAGAUAUGUCUCUGGGCACGACUGGGACAAAUGAGGCACGACAUGACGUAAAGCGAAAGGAUUGCAGUUGCAGGCUACGAACGGCAUGGGAAACGCAAAAAUGUGAAAAUUCUUCUUGGACUGCUGAAGAUCCCCAAAAGGACGUCUGUGAUGAACAUAAAUGGCAUCAUGCUGCUGGAACACGAUCUAUC
Molecule: messenger RNA, 3495 nt
Organism: Microdochium trichocladiopsis
Lineage: Eukaryota; Fungi; Ascomycota; Sordariomycetes; Xylariales; Microdochiaceae
Product: glycoside hydrolase family 3 protein
Exons: 2
Coding region: 347-3307 (986 amino acids)
Biological process (GO): glucan catabolic process
Molecular function (GO): beta-glucosidase activity
Source: RefSeq, a predicted model, not a curated record